Tripterygium wilfordii is the source of this 3948-nucleotide messenger RNA. Its product is annotated as protein EXPORTIN 1A-like. Gene Ontology annotation, molecular function: nuclear export signal receptor activity; small GTPase binding. Lineage: Eukaryota; Viridiplantae; Streptophyta; Magnoliopsida; Celastrales; Celastraceae. The record is from RefSeq and is a predicted model, not a curated record. Gene Ontology annotation, cellular component: nucleus; cytoplasm. The transcript is spliced from 32 exons. Gene Ontology annotation, biological process: protein export from nucleus; ribosomal large subunit export from nucleus; ribosomal small subunit export from nucleus. Bases 221 to 3457 code for a protein of 1078 amino acids.
AAUAUUUCAAAAAGUGGCUCACUCCCCCCUCUGCUUCAAAAUUACGCUGUCUUUUGCGUCCUUCCUUGUUUGCCUCUCGCCGUCUAGAACUCUCUCUCCAUCUGUUUCUCUUCCCCUGUCUCUUCCGCUUUUAGGAAUUCUGUCUGUCCGUACAGUUGGUUGUUAGGGUUUAGAGUGUCAGAGAGUGCCGGUGGUUGUGAGUGUGCGUGCGUCUGUUGCUAUGGAGGCUAAGAAGCUGCUGGAUUUGAGCCAGCCGAUUGACGUUGGCUUGCUCGAUGCCACUGUUGCGGCCUUCUACGGUACCGGAUCUAAGGAUGAGAGGGCUGCUGCGGACCAGAUCUUACGAGAACUGCAAAACAAUCCAGAUAUGUGGCUCCAAGUUGUGCACAUUCUUCAAAAUUCAAAGAGCCUGAACACGAAGUUCUUUGCCCUACAGGUGCUAGAAGGUGUUAUUAAGUACAGAUGGAAUGCAUUGCCUGUUGAACAACGUGAUGGAAUGAAAAAUUACAUUUCUGAACUUAUUGUACAGCUUUCAAGCAAUGAGACCUCUUAUCGUUCGGAAAGGCUGUAUGUGAGCAAGCUAAACAUUAUUUUGGUUCAGAUUUUGAAGCAUGAUUGGCCAGCUAGAUGGCAGAGUUUUAUUCCUGAUCUUGUGACAGCAGCGAAAACUAGUGAAACAAUCUGUGAGAAUUGCAUGGCCAUAUUGAAGCUUCUAAGCGAAGAAGUUUUUGAUUUCUCACGGGGCGAGAUGACUCAACUGAAGAUCAAAGAGCUCAAACAGUCAUUGAACAGUGAGUUUCAACUCAUUCAUGAGUUGUGCUUAUAUGUGCUAUCAGUAUCUCAGAGAGCUGAUCUUAUUCGGGCAACACUAUCGACUUUGCAUGCUUUUCUUUCGUGGAUUCCCUUGGGCUAUAUAUUCGAAUCUCCACUGCUGGAAACACUCCUAAAAUUUUUCCCUAUGCCUUCAUAUCGGAAUCUCACUCUCCAGUGUCUAACAGAGGUUGCUGCCCUCAGUUUCGGGGACUAUUAUAACAUGCAAUAUAUCAAGAUGUACAAUUAUUUCAUGGUUCAGUUACAGACCAUUCUCACUCCAACUACAAACAUUCCCGAGGCUUAUGCUCGUGGAAAUAGUGAAGAACAGGCAUUUAUUCAGAACCUGGCGCUGUUUUUCACUUCAUUCUAUAAGGCCCAUAUCCGAGUGCUGGAAUCCUCUCAAGAGAACAUCUCUGCAUUGCUAAUAGGUCUUGAGUAUUUAAUUAACAUCUCAUAUGUUGAUGACACUGAAGUCUUCAAGGUUUGCUUGGACUACUGGAACUCCUUGGUUUUGGAACUUUUUGAGGCACACCACAAUCUAGAUAAUCCCGCUGUUGCUGCAAAUAUGAUGGGACUGCAGGUGCCUUUGGUUCAUGGUAUGGUUGAUGGCCUAGGCCUAGGUUCGCAACUUUUGCAGCGUCAGCAACUUUAUGCAGGUCCAAUGUCCAAAUUGAGGAUGCUUAUGAUUGCUCGAAUGGCUAAACCUGAAGAGGUUUUAAUUGUUGAAGAUGAAAAUGGGAAUAUUGUUCGGGAAACAAUGAAGGACAAUGAUGUUCUUGUUCAAUAUAAGAUCAUGAGGGAAACGCUGAUCUACUUGUCACACCUUGACCAUGAGGACACUGAAAAGCAGAUGCUGAAGAAACUAAGUAAACAACUUAGUGGUGAGGAUUGGACAUGGAACACCUUAAACACUUUGUGCUGGGCAAUAGGAUCUAUAUCCGGGUCCAUGAUGGAGGAACAGGAAAACAGGUUUCUGGUGAUGGUCAUUCGUGAUUUACUAAAUUUGUGUGAGAUCAUUAAAGGAAAAGAUAAUAAAGCUGUUGUUGCUAGUAACAUCAUGUAUGUGGUUGGACAGUACCCAAGGUUUCUAAGAGCGCACUGGAAGUUCUUGAAAACGGUUGUCCAUAAAUUAUUUGAGUUCAUGCAUGAAACACACCCUGGUGUUCAGGACAUGGCCUGUGAUACAUUUUUGAAAAUUGUUCAGAAAUGCAAGCGCAAAUUUGUUAUUCUGCAGGUUGGAGAAAGUGAACCAUUCAUAUCUGAACUUUUAUCAAGCCUUCCAACAACCGUUGCUGAUCUUGAGCCUCACCAGAUUCAUACGUUCUAUGAAUCUGUUGGGCAUAUGAUUCAAGCGGAAUCUGAUGCACUGAAGAGAGAUGAAUAUUUGCAGAGGCUGAUGGACCUUCCAAACAAGAAAUGGGUUGAAAUUAUUGGUCAGGCACGUCAGAGUGUUGAUUUUUUGAAAGAUCCAGAUGUUAUCAGGACUGUGCUUAAUAUAUUGCAGACAAAUACAAGUGUUGCCACUUCUCUUGGAACAUACUUUUUACCCCAAAUGUCUUUGAUAUUUUUGGACAUGCUGAAUGUCUACAGGAUGUAUAGUGAACUUGUAUCAAGCAACAUUGCAGGUGGGGGGCAGUUUGCAUCAAGAUCGUCCUUUGUGAAACUUCUACGUUCUGUCAAGAGGGAAACACUCAAGCUCAUAGAGACAUUUUUGGACAAGGCUGAAGAUCAACCUGAUAUUGGAAAACAAUUUGUGCCACCAAUGCUGGAUCACGUUCUUGGGGACUAUGCUAGGAAUGUGCCUGAUGCAAGAGAAUCGGAAGUGAUGUCCCUCUUUGCCACAAUCAUCAACAAGUACAAAGGUACAAUGACGGAUGAUGUGCCUCGCAUAUUUGAAGCCAUCUUCCAGUGCACAUUGGAGAUGAUCACCAAGAAUUUUGAAGAUUACCCAGAGCAUCGCCUUAAGUUCUUUUCAUUGCUUCGUGCCAUAGCCACACAUUGUUUUGCUGCGUUGAUUCAGCUUUCAAGUCAGCAACUAAAGCUUGUGAUGGAUUCAAUCAUAUGGGCAUUUCGGCACACGGAAAGGAAUAUUGCCGAAACUGGACUUAACCUUUUAUUGGAGAUGCUGAAAAACUUUGAGGCUUCUACAUUCUGCAAUCAAUUCUACCGGACGUAUUUCCUGACAAUUGAGCAAGAAAUAUUUGCCGUCUUGACAGACUCAUUUCAUAAACCUGGGUUCAAGUUGCAUAUCGCAGUGCUGCAGCAAUUGUUUUGCUUGGUGGAGAGUGGUGCAUUGACAGAACCUUUAUGGGAUCCUGCAACGGCCCCUCUUGCAUACCCACAUAAUGCAAUGUUUGUUCGCGAGUAUACCAUUAAACUUUUGGGUACAUCAUUUCCUAACAUGACUUCUGCCGAGGUUGCUCAUUUUGUGAAUGGACUGUUCGAAUCUAGAAAUGACAUGGUGACAUUUAAGAAUCACAUAAGAGACUUCCUUGUGCAAUCAAAAGAAUUUUCGGCCCAGGACAACAAAGAUCUUUAUGCGGAAGAGGCUGCUGCUCAAAGGGAGAGAGAGCGACAACGGAUGCUCUCUAUUCCUGGGCUUAUUGCACCCAACGAGAUACAAGACGAGAUGUUGGACUCAUAGAGAAGGCUAGAGUUGCCAUGGUAGCUAGCUUUGUGAGCUUCAAUCCUGAGAGUUGCUGGGGGGCAUGUUAAGUUGCCAGAAUCAGUUUGUGCGAAAGGAUGCAGCACUAUGUUCCCCCACUGUCUAUAAAAAUCAAUUUUCUUCGGGCGCGAGGCACCUUCAUGGGGCGGUUGGUUGCUAGUGAACGUGCCUUAUUACUGGGUGUAGAGUAUGAUUUAGGUGCUGAUGUAGGAUACAACCGAGUCAUCUGUACAGGUUUCUGGAUCCAGCCUCUCCGUUUUCAUGAUGGUGGAUGCCAUGCAAACUGGUUAAAUGACUCGUUUUGAAGAGUUGGAUAUUCAUUCAAUGUAGGUAUCAGUGAUAUUAGACCAUGUUUAGUGGUAUUAUUUGCAGAGGGUGAGGAAUGAUUUAACAUUGGUCUUUUUUUUAAAAAACUUUUUUUUGAUGAAGGGUGACAGUGAGUAUGAUAAUUGAAAGUCCUCUUUUUGGUA